This is a messenger RNA of Pelmatolapia mariae (spotted tilapia), 1140 nucleotides long. RefSeq names its product pleckstrin homology domain-containing family S member 1-like. The record is from RefSeq and is a predicted model, not a curated record. The transcript is spliced from 13 exons. Lineage: Eukaryota; Metazoa; Chordata; Actinopteri; Cichliformes; Cichlidae. Gene Ontology annotation, molecular function: protein binding. The coding region runs from base 1 to 1140 and encodes 379 amino acids.
AUGAAGCCAGUUGGAGGCAGUUUGUUCUAUGGACCUCCCAAAGCAGUGACAGAAGUAAGAGCUGGAUACCUGCAUAAGUCUCCUCCUCUAAGAUUGAUGACAACAGAGAAAGCAUGGAAGAGACGUUUCUUUAUCCUGUUCAAGCUCAGUGACACAGAAUAUCAGCUCAAGUACUUCAAAAGAAGAGAGGAAAAGGACAAGCCAGCUGGAGAAAUAGACUUAUCACAGGUCUCAGUGUUGCAUGUGAGUCCGCAGCAUCAUCCAAAAUGGAACUGGAUCCAGAAAAGCUUUAAAUGCUCCCCUUCCUGUGUGCUCUUCAUCAAGUCUACGGAACGGGACUACUUCCUUGUCGGGGAGAACAGCGACGAUGUGGAUGGCUGGUUCUCUGACCUGUUUGAUGCAAUGAAAAGCCGACCUCAUAAAAUCUCCUCUUCAGGGGAGUUCCCUUAUAAGCAGGCAACGAUUGAGGGAUUCCCAAAAAUCCGGUCGAUGUCUGAUCCGUCCUCAAACGCUUUGGAGAAUGUCACUGAAAAACCCGAGAAUGUGAAUAAAGAUGGACCAACAAGUGGGAAACGACGCAACAGUGUGGAAGCAUUGGACCAUGAAGUUGAGGACGUUAAUAAAAGCACGCUGAUGAGGACUGUCACUCAGACCUUUGACAAAAUGAAGACACAGUUGUCCCCGCUGCCCCCGUUUGCUGAGGAGCCAGAUGCUGACGACAACAGUAAACGCUGGUCUACAGAUUUAAGCAGCUGCUCUAGUGACCGUGGUGCCAUGUCCCCUGUUGAACUAUUGGAUUCACCUGAUGAAAACUCCAAUGAGAGCUCUGACCACAGCACAGAAGAGCGGGAUAUUGUGGUGAACCAGGCAGACCUUAAAAAUCACCUGACCCUAACAGAGGUGGAUAGGAAGCCCAGUGUGUCUGGGUGGACGGGACAGCCACAGACCGUGUGUCUGUUCCACAAAGGCGACCAGAUUCUGGCAGUUAAUGACCUGCAGGUCAGCACUGUGGAGGAGUUCACCACGUUUAUCAGCAAGUCACUCAAGAAUGAGGUGAAAGUGACCCUCCUGCGUCAACCUGGAAACCAGCAGCUGCACCUGCCAAACUUCACCUGCACUGAUUGGCAAAAUGCUAAUUAG